Molecule: messenger RNA, 2068 nt
Organism: Folsomia candida
Lineage: Eukaryota; Metazoa; Arthropoda; Collembola; Entomobryomorpha; Isotomidae
Exons: 4
Coding region: 576-1409 (277 amino acids)
Source: RefSeq, a predicted model, not a curated record
UUUUUUUAAGUAAAAAAGUAGAAAUGUUCAAAGGUUGGCUAGAAAUAGAUAGUCAGGAAAUUUUGAAAAUUGGACUCAAUCAAAGUGAAAAAUGUGUUUUUAUUUAACCAAACGUGUCAUUUGUAACGUGGCCUUGUCAUCCACUCACUUAAGGUGUGCUUAUCAUCAUCGGAUGAUAAGUGUGUAGGAGGAAAAUUGACGUAUUUUUUAAUUAAAAGUGAUUUUGUGUACAACCCUGUGCAAUUUUCAAUUGCAUUAUUUAUUGAGUCUGGAUCUUUAUCGGGAGAGGAGGGUUUUACACUACGUGUUCAAGUCCAUUGUCCACUUUUGUGCUGAAUAAUUGCACAGUUGGCUUAUCGAAAGUGAAAUAAUAAUUGUUGAGCGAGAUAAGGGAGCGAGAGAGCUCAAGUGAUACAUUAAUUUGAAUAGAAUAGAAGUCUGAUAGAUUGUGCACGAGGUCAGGUGCACGAGGAAUUUGGGAUUGGAUUGAUUUUUUUUCAGGUGUGUGGUGUUAUUAAGGGUUUGGAUUUUUUGCAAUUUUUUUUGCGAAGUCUAAUACAAGCCAAAUUUGCACCAUGAACGCACCCACGCCCACGAAACGGGCGAAAUUAUCCUGCUGCGAUGUCGACUUUUUGGUCAAACUGCACCAAAGUUUUGGAGUGAAUGUUAACAACCAAAUUCGUGCUGGAGGUGGUGGUGACGCUUCUGCUUCUGCUCCGCCGGAAUUGACGACCUGCCUGCGCCAAAGUUUCCUCAGCCUGUUAAAUUACGGGGCGGACGUGAACAUCAACCUGAACUGGAGGCGGGCGCUGGACCACGACGAAGAAGAGGUGACCCCUCCGACGCCGUUGAACUUGACCCUUUGCGAGGGCGAGGUCAACUGCGACGUGGACCACGAGCGACCUCCGUUGCACGAGAGUGACCAAGUUCAGGCCAGGAUGGACCAGGACGUCCUUGUCAGACUGCUGACGAAUGUGGGCAUGGGCAUUAAUUGUCCGCAGUUACCGGGCGAUGCGGACCCCUUGGUGCUGGAAGAGGCGCGCCAACGCUUCGCCGUUCUAAAAGCGCUCGUGACCUUUGGCACUGACACGAAUCGCGUCCGUUCCCGUUGCGAGCGAGACGAGGUCUCGAACAGUUGCGAAUUUUGUUGGAAUUUGCAAUUUCUCCGGAACUUUGGCACCUUUCAGACCAUGGGGGAAAAGAGUAUCGAGUCCUGCGAGAGGAUGAGGCGCCUCGUGCUUAACGCCCUGCUCGCGACGGGGUCAGAGGUCAACGGGAUUCGGUGCGGGGGUGCGGCCGCCCUUGGUCCCGAAUCUGGCGGACAGUUUGGAGGACAUUACAGAAUUACGGAUUUAUUAGUUACGAAUGGACAUAAAGUUAAUUCUGUGAUGAGUGAGGAUGAUUAUUGACGACAAAGGUUUUUGUAAAAUUAAGUUUCUUUAGGAAACAUUGAAAAUUUUUAGAUUUUUAGAAUGUGAUUGAUGUAUUUAUGUACAUUUGGAGAGGAGUACAAUAUUACUGCCGUGUAAAUAGAUUAAUACUUUGGCGAAGAGUUUAUUAUAAUUAAUUUAUGUAAAUAUAAUUAACUAAACAAUUAAUUACGAUAAAUAUCGGUAAUUAUACGUAUGAAAUUUGUAAACUUAACUUCUGUGAUUUAUGCUUGAAAAUUUUGAUAUUUUGAGCGUGUAAUUGUGCGAGGGGUACUUGUCCUGUCCUUCCUUAAUAAUUUUAUGUACUGCCAUGUAAAUAUGUAAAUAGUUUGAUAAGGUUUACAAUUAAUUGCUGAAUAAUUUCAUAAUUAGUAAUAAUAAUAAUUAAGAUUUUCAGAAAAAAUAACAAAAAUUUAAGAAUUUGAGGACGCGGUUUAAAGAGAAAAACUUGUCCUUCCUUAACAAUAUUACGUAUUGCCGUGUAAAUAAAGGUUUAUAAUGAUUAAUUGAGGUGUAUUUAAUUGCAUAAAUAAUUAAAUGGAUAAUAAUAGUAAUUGAAAUUUUUAGCAAAAAUUGAAAAUUUUGACCCAAUGUAGAAAAUUUUAAAUUGUCUCAGGUUCAAUAAACAAGAGUAAUAC